UUGGGAAACCUGCCGGGCAUAAUCUCUGGAAAAGCGGAAAACUAGAGAGAACUGUUUGACUGUGUGCGCGCCGGAGGAGCUCUGAGGUUUAACAUUAGUUCCUAAAAAGUCGCUUUAUUGAAUGUGAUGGUUGAUUUGAGUGAGGAACUUUGGAAUUUUUAAUAAUAGAUUCAGAUAUUGCAAGAAUGGAUUAUAAUUUUACACUAAACAUUGGAAAUUUUAAUUACAUCGACGGCAUAAUUACCAAUUACAGUGAUGAACAGGAUACCUUAUUAUUGGACAGAUAUUUAAAAAAUCGGGAUAUCGAUGAACCAGCAUAUACAAUACUUAUUGUACUUUAUUGCAUUCUGAUUAUCGUUGGAGCUCUAGGAAACACUCUUGUUAUUGCUUCAGUGCUGAGAAAAGCUGCGAUGAGAACGCCCAGGAACAUGUACAUAUUCAACCUAGCAGUAGCCGAUUUCCUGCUGUGCACCUUGACAAUGCCCAUGACGCUAAUGGAAAUUCUCACCAAAUAUUUUCCACUCGGAAAUAAUCUGUUUAUUUGCAAGUUUAUCGGGAUACUUCAGGCUACGAGUAUCUACGUUUCCACGAUUUCCAUCAGCGCUAUAGCUUUGGAUAGAUACCAGGUCAUCAUGUACCCUGCCAAAGGAGGCCUUCAGCUACGCGGGACCAUUGGUAUACUUGUACUGAUCUGGUUACUAGCCAUAGGAUUGGCCCUGCCCUUGUUCAUCAUCAGACAUCUCGUGCAUCACACCAUCCCAUUGGAAGAUGAUUAUUUAGAUAUAAAUUAUUGCAUUGAAAACUGGCCUGUGAAGCACGGACGGGCUUAUUACUCCGUAUUUUCUGUGAUUUUCCAAUAUUCAAUUCCCAUCAUAAUUGUCUCGGCCUCUUACGCCAGGAUUUCCUACAAAUUGCGCAACCGUUUCACCAGCGGUUUCGUGGGAGGAGAAGAUAACCAGAACAAUCGCAGAGAAUUGAGGGGCAGGAGAUUGCACAAAACCAACGUCCUUUUGGGCUCCAUCGCCAUAAUUUUCUGCGUCAGCUGGCUGCCAUUGAAUCUCUUCAAUUUAAUAGCCGAUUUUUCCACCAGCAAAUCCUUCACCUCCCAGCCGAUGAUGAUAUGCUACGCCGUGUGCCACAUGAUGGGCAUGUCCUCGGCCUGCUCCAACCCCAUCCUGUACGGCUGCCUGAACGAGAACUUCUGGAAGGAGUUCAAGGACAUCUUGUGCAUCAAAUCCAUCGGGGGUCGCGCUGGAAUAUCGAAAAAAAAGUCCUUCAAAAGGACUUCGUUAAGAGUGCAGUAUAGAGCUCGGCCCGAUUUGGUCACGGCCGGGGAAUACCAGCUGGGUAACACGCUCAGCAGCGACUUGACCGUGCUGACGAGGACCUAGCUAUCCAGGAAUUUAAAGGGCAACGAGGAAAGGAAGCGCUGCCGUGGAAAUUAUAGCGGAGAAAAACGAAAUGUGAUUGUUAACAAUGUUAAUGGUGGUAAAGAGGUGUUUGUUUUGUAAAUAAACUCAGUAAAUAUGCUUUUGUUGACACGUUUGAUUGCUGA
Phyllotreta striolata is the source of this 1555-nucleotide messenger RNA. NCBI's taxonomy places the organism in Eukaryota, Metazoa, Arthropoda, Insecta, Coleoptera, Chrysomelidae. The record is from the annotation of a GenBank genome assembly.